Eucalyptus grandis is the source of this 694-nucleotide messenger RNA. RefSeq names its product protein SENESCENCE-ASSOCIATED GENE 21, mitochondrial. The coding region runs from base 175 to 474 and encodes 99 amino acids. Gene Ontology annotation, cellular component: mitochondrion. The transcript is spliced from 2 exons. Gene Ontology annotation, biological process: response to stress. Lineage: Eukaryota; Viridiplantae; Streptophyta; Magnoliopsida; Myrtales; Myrtaceae. The record is from RefSeq and is a predicted model, not a curated record.
CUCCUCUCUCUCCAAACCCAUCUUAAACGCAGAGAGUGAAGAGAGUUUUCAGAAGCCAAGAAACAGCUUCCCUCUCUCGCUUCCGUGGGAAACAGGACUCUUUCUACGGCGGCGUCGAGAUACAGCUGACCAAACUCCUCUUUCUCUUCGAUUCUUUGUGCAACCGUCAUAUCAAUGGCUCGCUCGCUCUCGAACGCCAAGCUUUUCUCGGCCGCCCUCGUCGACGGCAUCUCCGCUUCCAUCGCCAGACGAGGGUACGCGGCAGCAUCUCAAGGAGUUGCUUCGAGCUUCGCGAAAACAGGGGCGACCAGGAGCACCGUGAUGUCGAAGCAAACAGGGGAGGAGAAGGCUAGAUCCACCGAGAGGGUAUCGUGGGUGCCCGACCCGAAGACCGGGUACUACAGGCCCGAGAACCGCGCCGAGGAGAUCGACGUGGCUGAGCUGCGCGCGAUGCUCUUGAAGAACAAGAACUGAACCCACCUAACGAUAACUGAUCUUAAUCGAUCUCCAUGAUUCGAUCGCGAUUGUGGCGAGGCUCGUCCCGCGAUACUGAUUCGAUUGGUUUGUAACGGGAAUCUGCAUCCCCUCUCCACUUUCUUAGGAAAUUGUUAGUAAUCUAUUGCCUCGAACGAGAGAUUAUUAUGAACUGCUUUGUUUUAAGGCAAGCACAGCAUUAAAGAUUGAGCUUUCUUGA